UUUCAAUGAGCCGCCAUAUUAGGAAACCAAACCCCUCUUUCAUUCGAUUAAAAAAAGAUAGGGUUUACGUCCAGAAUAGUUUCCGAAGUGCCGGUCGUUGCUGAGCGCUUGAAACCUCUCGUUACACCUGCACAGGCGGUAUCCGGGCUCGGUUUGUUUACUGUCGUUCCUACGGGUUAUUUAACGACUCUUUCACAAUGGCGACUGCAACUCCGACCAGCCAGAGAAGCACGUGCGGCAGCGGCACACCGCUGAGCCCGACCAGAAUAACCCGACUGCAGGAGAAACAGCAGCUCCGGGACCUCAACGACCGCCUGGCCGUUUACAUCGACAAAGUCCGCAGUUUGGAGUCUGAAAACGACGUGCUGCACUUGCAAAUUAACGAGAAGGAAGAAGUGAGGAGCCGGGAGGUAACCGGACUGAAAGCCCUGUACGAGACCGAGCUAGCCGACGCCAGGAGGUGUUUGGAUGACUCCUCCAAGGAGCGGGCCUGGCUGCAGAUCGAACUGGGAAAGAUCAGAUCCGAGCAUGAGCAGCUGCAGCAGAACUACAACAAAAAGGAUUCAGAGGCAGCAGGAGCCCAGGCCAGGCUGAAGGACCUGGAGGCUCAGCUGAACUCUAAAGAUGCCAUGCUGGCUACAGCGCUGUCUGAGAAGAGAGGCCUGGAGGCCACACUGGCCGACCUGAAGGAACAGCUGCAGGAGCUGGAUACAGGUAUCACUCAGACCAAGAAGCACCUCGCCGAUGAGAUGCUCCUGCGUGUGGACUUAGAAAACCGCUGCCAGAGUCUUACUGAGGAAAUGGACUUCCGUAAGAGCAUGCACGAGGAGGAAGUGAAGGAGGCUCGGCACCGGUACGAGACCCGACUGGUGGAGGUGGACUCCGGAAGGAAGGAAGAGUACGAAUAUAAAUUGACUGAGGCCCUGGCCGACAUGAGGGCUCAGAACGAGGAGCAGAUCAAUAUCUACAAGGACAACAUGGGGAGCACCUACCAGACCAAACUGGAGGACCUGCGUCGCUUUUCUGAGAUGAACGGAGCAUCAGCCAACAUGGCCCGAGAGGAGCUCAGAGAGUCUGCCCUGAGGAUUGAGAGCCUCACUGCCCAGCUGGCAGGACUGCAGAAAGAGACUCGUGGCUGGCGUGAUCGUAUAAUGGAGCUGGAGGCGGCUUUGGCUCAGGAGAAAGACACAAGUCGCAAGCUGCUGGCCGACAAAGACCGCGAGAUGGCUGAGAUCCAGGCCAAGAUGCUGCAGCAGCUGAACGAGUACGAACAGCUGCUGGAUGUAAAACUGGCUCUGGACAUGGAGAUCAACGCCUACCGCAAACUUCUGGAGGGAGAAGAAGAAAGACUGAAGCUAUCUCCAAGUCCUUCGUCCCGUGUCACGGUGUCCCGAGCUUCGUCCAGCAGCCGCAGUGUGCGGACCACUCAGGGAAAGAGGAAGCGUGUUGAUGUGGAGGAACAGGAAGCCAGUAGCUCGGUGUCCAUCGCUCACUCGGCCUCGGCCACGGGACCCAUCUGCAUCGACGAGAUUGAUACGGACGGCAAGUUCAUCUGCCUGCUCAACACUGGAGAUGAGGACCAGGCCAUGGUGGGUUAUGAGAUGAUUAAGACAAUUGGAAGUGCUGCAGCCACCUACAAGUUCACACCCAAAUAUGUCCUGAAGGCUGGCCACAAAGUCACGGUUUGGGCGUCCAAUGCCGGAGUGAGCUCCAAACCUCCCACAGACCUCGUGUGGAAGAACCAGUCAUCCUGGGGUUCAGGGGAGGAUGUCCAGGUAGCACUGAUCAACCCUCAGGGAGAGGAGGUGGCAAAGAGAAUCACAACAUACAAGACGGCAGUAGAAGAGCGGGAUGAGGACGAUGAUGAUAGCGGAGUGGAGGCCAUUGAGGAAGACCUCUUCCACCAGCAGGGAGAACCUCACACUGCCAAGAGAAACUGCUCCAUCAUGUGAGCCCACCACACCAACCAGCCACCUCCUCUGAGCCCAGCCAGUCUGCUGCCAACUGUAAUUCUAGAACUAUUUUUCUAUCUUUUGUAGUGUAUUUCAAUAAAAUUUAUUUAAUCUUUUUAUUUCUUAUGAAAUCUGCUUUUGGUAGAUGUAUUUUCAUCAGAAAAACCAAAAUAACAUUGUUACUGAACAAAGUUUGUAGAACCUAUUUUCUUGUUUUAAAAACCACGCAAACAGUAGCGAAACUCGGCUGUGUCUUUAAGAAAACAAUGGGUCAGGUGCUAUGUCAUUUUUUUUAAAUAGCUUUGAAUUUUGUCAUUUUGUAUUUUAUCAUUAUUAUUAUUUUAUUGAUAUAUUUUAGGCUAUAAUUUAUAAGAAAAAGCCACAGGAUGUCAGUGAUUAGUUUAGGUAAUUAGAUUGGUUUUUCAAUUAGGUAAAAAAAAAAACCUACUGUAAUAUUUUUUAAAAAAUAAUAAAUUUGGGGGGGGGGGAAAUACUGAAAGGACAUGAAAAGCUCCACAGUUAAAGGAGUUCAUGUAAUAAAUGACUUCCUCCCAUCAGUCAGGACCUUGACUGGACAAAAUCUCCGAAUUACACUAUAUGAAAGCCUGUUCAAUCCUUCUAGUAUGUUUAGAGAAAAAGCUCAAAAUACCACGAUUGUAUGAUUGUAUUCAUAAGGAAGUCAGGACAGUUGAAGUUUGUUGAAGGUGUUGAAUUACCGUAAAGCCCCUCACAGUACGUGCAGGAUUUGUGGCUUUGGUCACUCCUUGUUCUAGUAUGAAACAGAACUGACCUGGGGACACUACAGAAAAUGGACUGAAAACUAUAGCCUGCAAAAACUUGCAUUUGCAUACAGACGAAUGCUUAAGCCAUCAGAAUCAUUUGAUAGAUUUGACAUCACAAUACAGCCCCCCUACCCACAGGCGGGGGCUGUAAUAUGGUGUAGUGACAUAAAUUUUCUAAGCUGACUUGGAAUAAGCAUCGCACCACUAAUAAGAAGUGUUGAUUGUAUUCUUAACUUUUGAUAUUGAAGUGUUUGAAGUACUUUUUGUGUUGGUGUGUUACUAUGCAUGCUAUGGCUGUAAUCUUCAUAGUUGAAUGAUUAAAUGUAGUUUUCUUGUA
This is a messenger RNA of Dicentrarchus labrax (European seabass), 3071 nucleotides long. RefSeq names its product lamin B1 (gene lmnb1). Bases 198 to 1952 code for a protein of 584 amino acids. The record is from RefSeq and is a predicted model, not a curated record. Lineage: Eukaryota; Metazoa; Chordata; Actinopteri; Moronidae. The transcript is spliced from 11 exons.